Neogale vison (American mink) is the source of this 2946-nucleotide messenger RNA. RefSeq names its product TSPY like 2 (gene TSPYL2). Gene Ontology annotation, molecular function: chromatin binding; histone binding. The coding region runs from base 103 to 2397 and encodes 764 amino acids. Gene Ontology annotation, biological process: nucleosome assembly. The transcript has 7 exons. Gene Ontology annotation, cellular component: chromatin; nucleus. The record is from RefSeq and is a predicted model, not a curated record. Lineage: Eukaryota; Metazoa; Chordata; Mammalia; Carnivora; Mustelidae.
GGCGUGAGGUGCUGCGGCUCAGCUUCAGGUGUGACAGGCAGCGGCGGCCUGGCUGAGAGCGAAGGGGCGAGUGCGAUCCCCUGAGCUGUGAGCGCGGUCACCAUGGACCGCCAAGAUGAGGGGCCUCCGGCCAAGGCCCGCCGCCUGAGUAGCUCAGAGCCCUCUCAGCACGACCAGCUGCCGCCGCCGCCGCCGCCGCUCCUGCGACUGCCCCUACCUCCACCCGAGCAGCGGCCGAGGCUCCGGGAGGAAACCGAGGCGGCACAGGUGCUGGCUGACAUGAGGGGGGUGGGACUGGGCCCAGAUCUGCCCCCGCCGCCGCCCUAUGUCAUUCUGGAGGAGGGGGGAAUCCGUGCGUACUUCACCCUGGGUGCUGGGAGUCCCGGCUGGGAGCCUGCGAUGGAGUCGGGGUACGGGGGGGCGCCCCCUCCUACGGAGAGCCUAGAAAUAUUCUCUCCUUCGGAGGCUUCUGGGGGAAGUGUGGAAAUUGACUUUCAGGUUAUGGAGCCCAGCAGUUUUGCUGGAGAGAAGGCCCUAGAAACCUGUAGCGCAGGGGAGUGGGGGUACCAGGAGUUAGCCGGUCCGAGGGGGAAAGAAGAAGCUAUCAUCAUCGUGGAAGAUGAAGACGAGGAUGAAAAGGAGAGUGUGAGGAAGAGGAGGAGGAGGAGGAAGAGGAAGCAGAGGAAGGUGAAGAAGGAUAGCAAGGAGAGGAAUGCCGAGAGGAUAGAGUGCAUCCUGCAGGCACUGGAAAACAUUCAACUGGACCUGGAGGCGGUGAACAUCAAGGCAGGCAAGGCCUUCCUCCGUCUGAAACGCAAGUUCAUUCAGAUGCGAAGACCCUUCCUGGAGCGCAGAGACCUCAUCAUCCAGCAUAUUCCAGGCUUCUGGGUCAAAGCAUCACUCCUUGACCUAAACUGCUCCCUCCAUCAGUUCCUCAACCACCCCAAAAUUUCAAUCUUGAUCAACCGACGUGAUGAAGACAUCUUCCGCUACUUGACCAAUCUGCAGGUACAGGAUCUCAGACACAUCUCCAUGGGCUACAAGAUGAAGCUGUACUUCCAGACAAACCCCUACUUCACAAACAUGGUGAUUGUCAAGGAGUUCCAGCGCAACCGCUCUGGCCGGCUAGUGUCUCACUCCACUCCAAUCCGCUGGCACCGGGGCCAGGAACCCCAGGCCCGCAGGCACAAGAACCAGGACACCAACCACAGCUUCUUCAGCUGGUUCUCAAACCACAGCCUCCCAGAGGCUGAUAGGAUUGCUGAGAUUAUAAAAAAUGACCUGUGGGUUAACCCUCUGCGCUACUACAUGAUGGGAGAAGGGGGCUACAGAGCAAACAAAAAGAAGCAAGAAAAGGAAGAAAGGCUUCUCCACAGUAAAAACAGGGACAAGUGUGAGGUUGUGAUCCUGGAAGACUCUGAUGACUAUCAUCUAAUGGAAGACAUUAUCAGUGAGACCUCAGACAGUGAUGGUAUCACUGACAAUGAGACCAUUCAUGACAUCAAGAUCUCUGACUUCAUGGAGACCACCGACUGCUUUGAGACCACUGACAAUGAGAUAACUGACAUUAGCGAGUGCCUCUGUGACAGUGAGAGCCCUGACCACAAUGAGAGCCCUGACAGUGAGACCACCGACAACGAGAGCCCUGAUGACAGCGAGACCACUGAUAAUAAUGAGAGCUCUGAUGACGAGACCACUGACAACAAUGAGAGUGCCGAUGACAACAAUGAGAAUCCAGACGACAACAACGAGAACCCUGAUGACAACAGUGAGAACCCUGAAGACAACACUGAUGAUAAUGAAGAGAACCCUGAUGACAAUGAAGAGAAUACUGAUGACAACAAUGAGAACCCUGAUGGUGAUGAGAACCCGGAUGGUGGUGAUGAGAACCCCAAAGGUGGCUACCAUGGCAGCAAUGGCAACAACCAGGAUAGCAGCGAUAGUGACAACGAAGGAGACAAUGAGGGCAGUGAUGAUGAAGAUAAUGACGGCAACGAAGGCGACAACGAAGGCAGUGAUGAUGAUGGCAAUGAAGGUGACAAUGAAGGCAGCGAUGAUGAUGACAGAGACAUCGAAGAUUACAAGAAUGACACUGAUGACCCUGACAAGGAUCAGGAUAACAGCAACAAUCAGGAUGACUAUGAGGACGAGGUAGAGAACAUCUCUGAAGAAGACUCCUCAGUGGAGGAGGAAGAAGAAGGCAGUGAGGAAGACAGUGAACAAGAAGGUGAGGAGAGUGAUAACGAGGAGGGAAGCGAUGAGGAGGAAGGGAUCGAUGAGGAGGAAGGGAUUGAAGACUCAGAAGGAGGGGAAGACUCUGACGACUCUGACAUGGAGGAGGUGCUUCAGGUCCAAAAUGCUUGGGCCAACCCAGGGAAGAGGGGCAAAACUGGAUAAACAUUUCACCCUUGCAAGGGCUGCCUCUCUGUAUCCCUCUCCACCUGCCCCAUUUGCCCUCCCCCUCAGCUAGGGCCGCGCGGCCCCACAUUGCACUUCUGGGGGGUGACCGAAUUCGUACACGGGUUUAAAGUUUAUUUUUAUGGUUUAGUAAUUGCAGAGUUCUUAUUUUGGGGGUAAGGGAAAGGGGGAUUCCCCCUUCCUUUUGGCCCUCCUCUCCUGCAGGCUUCUGUGUGCUGCUAAACGUAUUUAUUGUGAUGCCUUGGUCAGGGCCCCUCUAUCCUCCUCCUCGUGCUGUGUGGAGUAGACACCCUUGAUCCCGAAGCGGGGAGAGCCACCGUGGCCUUGGGGGGCUCUGCUGCCACCCUGUUCUCCCAAGCCUCUCUUUCUGUCCAUCCCUUGCCCUGCCCCACGCUGUGCCCGCUAGCCCGCCUUGGUGUCUAUGCCGGGGCGCUUGUCAUUGCAGUGUUCCUGUCCCCCCCCCCCAGAAGCCCCUCCUUGUUCCUUGUGAAACUUGGUAAUCCUAAUAAAAUUCUGAGCAAAUUCAAA